GCUAUUAUAUAGGGCCAGAAAAACAGUGAUUGUACGCCACUCGUCAAACUGAAUAGUUGGUUGAUUUAAUACGUCGAAAUGGAGGCAGAAGAAUUUCGUCGCUGUGGAAAGCAAAUGGUUGAUUUUGUAGCAGACUACAUCUCCAACAUCCGGGAUCGACGAGUGGUUCCUGAUGUUCACCCGGGCUACAUCCUAGAACUCAUCCCUGAUCAGGCCCCUGAUGAAGGGGAAUCCUGGGAAGAAGUUUUUAAAGAUAUUGAACGAGUUAUAAUGCCAGGCGCUUCUAGUCCGGCUUGCACUGAACUGGAAAUGGUGAUGCUAGACUGGUUGGGAAAGAUGCUUCAGCUGCCAGAAGUGUUUUUAUUCUCUUCGAAGGGACUAGGAGGAGGAGUGAUUCAGGGUACAGCUAGCGAGGCAACAUUGGUCGCAUUGCUUUCUGCUCGAAACAAAAUUUUGUCAACUUUCAAAACCGAAAACAAAGUUGGUGGAACCAUGGAAAAACUUAUUUGCUAUGCAUCAGUUCAGGCCCAUUCUUCAGUGGAAAAGGCCGGGAUGCUGGGAGGAGUAAAGUUUUGCCCUUUACCAGUUGAUAACAAUUUGAGUCUUAGAGGUGAUGUUCUCCAAUCAGCUAUUGAAAAAGAUAGAGCCAAGGGGGACAUUCCAUUUCUGGUUGUGGGAACUCUAGGAACAACUAAUUCAUGUGCUUUCGAUAACAUCAAAGAACUAGGAGAAGUGUGUUCGAAGGAAAACAUCUGGUUCCAUAUCGAUGCUGCAUAUGCUGGUUCUGCGUUUAUCUGUCCUGAAUUCAGGCAUCUUUUGGAUGGCGUAGAAAAGGCAGAUUCCUUCACUAUGAACCCUCAUAAGUGGAUGAUGGUCAACUUUGACUGUUCCGCCAUGUGGAUAAAGAACAGACAUGAUCUUGUUGAAGCCUUCAAUGUGAAUCCAAUUUACUUAAAACAUGAUAAAGAGGGACAAAUUCCAGACUACAGGCAUUGGCAGAUUCCACUAGGAAGGAGGUUUCGAUCGUUGAAGAUGUGGUUUGUAUUUCGAAUGUUUGGUGUCAAAGGCUUACAAGCUCACAUUCAGAAGCACGUUGGUUUGGCCCAUGAAUUUGAAGAACUAGUCACAAAGGACCAAAGAUUUGAAAUCGUAUUUCCUGUUAUUUUAGGACUGGUUUGUUUUAGAUUAAAGGGCUCGGACACUCUGAAUGAAGAAGUCUUACGUCUGAUCAACGAACGAGGAAAGAUUACCCUAACACCAACUCGAUUUAAGGAAAUGUUUGUCAUCAGAUUUGCUGUCUGUUCUAAGAACACGGAAAGCGCAGAUAUACAGUAUGCCUGGCAAGAGAUCUGUUACAUUUCUACUCAAGUACUACUUGAAGGGAAGUUGUGAGAAAAGAGAAGCAUUACUUCCAAUGUAAACGUUAUCAUUGUCAUUAAAUAACCUUGUCUGUGUUAAUAAAUGUUUCGCAUGAAAAAUACGUCUAUAA
Messenger RNA from Limulus polyphemus (Atlantic horseshoe crab), 1489 nucleotides. Its product is annotated as aromatic-L-amino-acid decarboxylase-like. NCBI's taxonomy places the organism in Eukaryota, Metazoa, Arthropoda, Merostomata, Xiphosura, Limulidae. Gene Ontology annotation, molecular function: carboxy-lyase activity; pyridoxal phosphate binding. Gene Ontology annotation, biological process: amino acid metabolic process. The transcript is spliced from 12 exons. The coding region runs from base 79 to 1392 and encodes 437 amino acids. The record is from RefSeq and is a predicted model, not a curated record.